GCGAUGCGUCUUUCGGCUUGAGAGCCGGGCCUCCCAGCUGUCCCAGGCUCUGUUUUACCUGAGGACUAAAGUCUACGGUCUCACUACCGUCCAGGGGCAGUUGCAGAAGGCCUCUUCCUGGGGGCAUUUUCCUUCUCCCCCCGCUAACGCUGGCCGCGGCGGCCCGGGAUCCUUGCCAGAUCCAGCCCUCUAGCCUGCUAUGUCUAAGAAAGGGAAAAAGGCCAAGACGCCCCUUUCGGAUGAGGAGCAGCUGCUGCUGUUCCAGCAGAGGUUGCUGGCAGAUGAGGAGGUGGCUAGGAGGAAGGAGCGGCUCCUGAGCGUGUUCCUGAAGGACAAGCUGGCCAAGGAGGAGCACAAUAGUGCUCUGAACCUUAAUAAGAUUAACACACAGUGGAGAACUGUUCUUCGAGAAGUCAAGACCAAAGAGCUUCAUAAGGACAUUGAGAUCCUCAGCCAAACAUUUGAACGAGUGGUAGACUGCAAGGACAGUGUUAUCAAGUCUUUAGCUAAGGACCUGUCAGAAGCUGAUGAGCAGUAUGCCCAUGCCCUGCGCAGCCACAUGCACAACAUUGACCAGCUGUUGGCCUUGCAGAGAUGCCGACUCAACCUCCUGGAGGAAAAUUACAGCAUGGAGCUGGAGACCCUAACCAAGGAGUUUGAGAUAGAAAGGAAGACAAUUAUUGAACAACAUGAAAAAGAGAUUCGCUACCUACAAGAUGUCUUCAUGGCCAUGGAGCAGAACUACAUAGAUUCUGAGUAUGAAAGCAAGCUGGAGUUCCAGAGCAUGUGGGAUGAUCUCAAAAACAAGAAUAUAGAAGAGAAGCACUUUCUAAGACUGCAACUAGAGAGUGUAGUAGAAGAUCUAUGGAGAAGGUUCCAGGAUGCACUUAAGAAUUACACUGAUGCCACAGAGGAUCGAAAGAUUGCCUUUGAGACUUUGAAAGUGAAGGAUGAGAAGAGCUCCAAAGACAUUGAAGUACAGAUGAAAAGAAUACAGAAACUACAGGAUUCCAUACUUAUUUUGAAAGGCAAGAUCAUGGUGCACAGCCGUGAGAGUGAAGAACAGAACCAGUACAUUCGUGAUGACAAGGAAUUGGUCCUUGUACAACUACGAAAACUUAAGGCCCAAAGGACUCAUGUCCGGGAAAUAGCACAGGAGAAUUUAGUCAAACUCACUCUGGAAAGUAAUGCCACCCUCAAAGUUCUGAGAGCGAUUGUUGAUAAGGGUGAAAAGAUCCUUAAACUUGCUGAAAUAUGUAGGAAAUUUGAAACAGAGGCAGAAAAAGUGCUGCCCUUUUAUUCUUCAAUAUUGACUCCGGAGGAGCAGGAGGAGAUAGAGGAAAUUAUCCCAGAGGAGCUUACUGAGGAGCUGGCAAAGGUGAUAGCAGACUACAUAGGGAUGGAUAAUUUCUGGAAAAGGUACAACAAAGUGAAACUAGAGCAACUGAGCCUUCAACAAAGACGUACCCAAUUGUUAGAGAUCAACGGGAAGCUGCGGGAGAUGCUCAAGCGGUACUUGGAUGGCAUUUCAGUGAGUGAUGAAGUGCUGAGCCAGCUCAACCCACUCUUCAUCGUCAACUACCGAAGCAACUUACCCCAGGCCUUGUCUAAACCUACAACCCAGCCAGAUGACAAAAAACGUUCAACCACUUACAACAUCAUUGAGGCAGCCCACGUGAUCUCCCAUAUCCUGUGAUACAAGGAGAAAAAUCUAUUUUCAUUCUCCAGAGAAUUUUUUGAGAGACCUGAGGACUUUGCUAUUAAAAAUUCUCAUAGAGUUCA
This is a messenger RNA of Myotis myotis, 1782 nucleotides long. It is a transcript of the gene CCDC65, whose product is annotated as coiled-coil domain containing 65. Gene Ontology annotation, cellular component: axonemal dynein complex; axoneme. The record is from RefSeq and is a predicted model, not a curated record. The transcript is spliced from 8 exons. Bases 200 to 1696 code for a protein of 498 amino acids. Gene Ontology annotation, biological process: cilium-dependent cell motility; regulation of cilium movement; axonemal dynein complex assembly. NCBI's taxonomy places the organism in Eukaryota, Metazoa, Chordata, Mammalia, Chiroptera, Vespertilionidae.